AUGGCCAAUCCUCUGUAUCAAAAAGUGGCCGUCAAAAGAAGAGUCCACAGAGCAUUGGAUAUUACCAUCUUCUCCCUCCUGGUUUUGCUCCUUACCUAUCGUCUCUUCUUCCUCCACACCCAUGGCUUCUCUUGCCUCCAAGCCACUGCCUUCCUCUCCGAGUCCUGGUUCACUUUCACCUGGCUCCUCCUCGUCGCCACCCGUUGGAACUUCUUCAACUACAAGACCUACCCCGACCGCCUCCUCAAAAGAGUGGAGGAGCUUCCUCCGAUAGACAUAUUUGUGACAACGGCGGAUGCAGUGCUAGAGCCACCGAUAAUCACCGUCAACACGGUGCUAUCUUUGUUGGCAGUUGAUUAUCCCGCCGACAAAUUGACUUGUUACGUCUCCGAUGACGGCGGUUCCCCGGUCAUCUUCUACGCCCUCUCUGAAGCUUUGAAUUUCGCAAAGAUUUGGGUUUCUUUUUGCAAGAAGUACCAUGUUCAAGUUAGAGCUCCAUUUCGAUACUUUUAUAAUAACAAAGACGAUUAUUUAGUCGCCGGAGACUCGCCGGAGUUCCGCCAUGAGUGGACGAAAAUGAAGGACGAAUACGAGAAGCUCGGUCAGAGAAUUGAGAAAGCUGCCCUGCGUGACCUGACCGGAGACCUGCCCCACUUUUCCAAUAUAACAUCCAAUAACCACCCUCCAAUUAUUAAGGUAAUAUGGGAGAAUAAGGAGGCACGUAUCGAUGGAUUACCUCAUUUAAUUUACGUGUCGAGAGAAAAGAAACCCAAACAUCAACAUCAUUAUAAGGCUGGAGCUAUGAACGUUUUGACAAGGGUAUCUGGAUUGAUGACGAAUGCUCCUUAUAUAUUAAACGUGGAUUGUGAUAUGUUUGUGAAUAAUCCCGAAAUUCUGUUACAUGGAAUGUGUCUUCUUCGAGACGCAAUAAUUGACAAAGAAUAUGCUUUUGUUCAAUUUCCUCAAAACUUCUACGAUGGACUUAAGGACGAUCCGUAUGGAAACCAAUUUCAUGUUUUGAUGGAGUUUAUUAUGGGUGGAACGAACGGACUUCAGGGACCGUGUUACAUGGGGACGGGAUGUAUUCAUCGACGAAAAAUUUUAUAUGGUCAACCUCCCGAUGGUGGAAGUAAUUUUGAGGUUGAGUUAGACAAGAGGUUUGGAAAAUCAGAGAAAUUGAAGAUCUCGGCCGUUGAUGCUUUGAGAAGGAUUGCACAUAAUCCAAGCCGUCCAUUAUUGUCGGAGUCCCACUCCAUAGAAGCAUUAAAGGAAGUUGCUAGUUGUGAUUAUGAAUACCAUUCUUCUUGGGGUGCACAAGUGGGUUGGCUGUAUGGAAGUGCAGUAGAGGACUUGUUAACUGGACUGAAAAUACACCAAAAGGGAUGGAAAUCGGCUCUUGUUGUACCGAAGCCAAAGGCCUUUUUAGGGUGUGCCCCAUCAGGAGGGCCAACCUCUUUAACGCAGCAAAAGAGAUGGGUUACAGGCCAACUUGAAGUUUUGUUCAGCACAAAAAGCCCCAUUUUUGCUCUUAUCUUUGGCAACCUCCAACUUAGGCAGUGCAUGUUCUAUCUUUGGCUAUCACUUUGGGGCAUACGCUCCGUUCCCGAGCUUCUCUAUACUCUUCUUCCCGCUUAUUGUCUCAUCUCUGACUCUCGUUUCUUACCCAAUGUACGAGAAUCAGCCGCAUGCAUCCCCCUUUUACUCUUUGUGGUCUACAACGUGCAACAACUACUACAAUACAUGGAGGCUGGGCAAUCGUUUAGGGCUUGGUGGAACAACCAAAAGAUGGGAAGAGUAAACACAAUGUGCUCGUACUUAUUUGGAGUUAUAGGCAUAGUGUUUAAGCUUUUAGGUUUAUCAGAAACAACAUUUGAGGUAACAAAGAAGGGAUCGUCUACUUCGAACGAUGAAGAUGAAGUAAAAGAAGAUUUGGGUCGAUUCACAUUCAAUGAGUCGCCGUUGUUCAUACCAGCCACCACAAUUAUGAUGAUACAACUGAUAGCGCUUUCAAUCGGUUUGUCGAGAUCAAUGAAGGCAGGAAGCCAUGUUAUUACCGAAUUACCUAUAGGGGAGAUGAUAUGCAGUGCGUGGUUGAUUUUGUGCUUUUGGCCAUUCUUGAAGGGAAUGUUUGCAAAGGGAAGAUUUGGAAUUCCAUGGCCAACCUUGUGCAAGUCUAGUGCUUUAACACUCUUGUUUGUGUUCUUCGCGUUAACAAAUAACGAACAAGUGAGAGUUUAA
Molecule: messenger RNA, 2238 nt
Organism: Cucurbita pepo subsp. pepo (vegetable marrow)
Lineage: Eukaryota; Viridiplantae; Streptophyta; Magnoliopsida; Cucurbitales; Cucurbitaceae
Product: cellulose synthase-like protein H1
Biological process (GO): cellulose biosynthetic process
Cellular component (GO): membrane
Molecular function (GO): cellulose synthase (UDP-forming) activity
Source: RefSeq, a predicted model, not a curated record